Molecule: messenger RNA, 905 nt
Organism: Trichogramma pretiosum
Lineage: Eukaryota; Metazoa; Arthropoda; Insecta; Hymenoptera; Trichogrammatidae
Product: 15-hydroxyprostaglandin dehydrogenase [NAD(+)]-like
Exons: 6
Coding region: 40-840 (266 amino acids)
Cellular component (GO): cytoplasm
Molecular function (GO): oxidoreductase activity, acting on the CH-OH group of donors, NAD or NADP as acceptor
Source: RefSeq, a predicted model, not a curated record
UUUCUCACGAUUCUCUAGCUUAAUCAUUUUUCAACUAAUAUGGACGUUAAGGAUAAAGUAGUAAUUGUGACCGGAGGGGCUCGAGGUAUCGGAUAUGCAAUCGUCGAACAUUUUUUAAAAAAUGGAGCACAGUAUGUUGGCGUAUUUGAUCUGUUUGAAAGAGACGACGACCGAGUCACCAACAGUUUCAGCAAACUCGCCGGGACAUUUGAAGAAUCGAGAUUCGAAUACUACAGGUGCGACGUAACAGACGAUAAACAGUUUCGAGACAAUUAUAUGAAAGUUUUGAAGUUGAAAAACUACGUGGACGUUCUUGUCAAUAAUGCUGGCGUGGCAGAUGAAAAUAAUUACGCUCGCAUGAUCGACAUUAAUUACACGGCCGUCGUACGAGGAACUUUAAUCGCAAUUGAGCAUAUGAGAUUAGACAAAGGUCACAAGGGUGGAGUUGUUGUAAACAUCGCUUCAUUUUUAGGUUUAGUCAACGCUUCUCUAGCACCUGUUUACAAUGGCACAAAACACGCCGUUGUGUCUUUCACUCGUUCCAUGAAGUCACAUUUUGACAAAUUGGGUGUUCGAGUUAAUGCUGUGUGCCCUGGUAUGACGGUGACGGACAUGAUUGAACCGACAACUAUGCGCAAAAAUGUUUUUGAAUUCGUUACUGACGAAAUGGUGCACGAGCCUCUGAGCGUUUAUCAACAGAAACCCGAUAACGUUGCAUUCGCCGUUGUAGAAAUAGUUCUAAAAGGCAAGCCAGGAGACGUUUGGUUGGCUCAAAAUGAUGAGCCAUACGUAAAUACUGGAGAAGAAACUGAUUUGAAUAAGUUGCGAGUUCCUUUUUAAUAUUUUACAAAAACCACUGGACGAGUUUGAGUCUCUGCAUAUAAAAAUCAUCUGUUUCAUACUGU